This is a messenger RNA of Lingula anatina, 933 nucleotides long. Its product is annotated as 2'-5'-oligoadenylate synthase 1-like. Lineage: Eukaryota; Metazoa; Brachiopoda; Lingulata; Lingulida; Lingulidae. The record is from RefSeq and is a predicted model, not a curated record.
AUGAAAGAAGUUUCUCCAUUCCAGCGUAAGUUCUGUUCAGCAUCAUUGUUACAGCUUCAAGUAGACUUCGUAAAACAUCAAGUGACGGCGGUAAAGGACCUGAUUCGUUUUGUCAAAUACUGGAGCAAGGAAUGCUUUCAGGAUUAUGCUGCUCCCAACGUGAGGCUGCCGUCCUCCUACCUCCUGGAGCUUCUUUGUGUCAAGGUUUGGGAAAUGGCGGGGAGACCCUCGUUCAUGGACAAAAGAAAGGGAUUAAAGGCUGUGAUGUGGCUACUGAUCACAAAAAAACACCAACGAGUGAAGGGGCAAAAAUAUUACAACCCAAGCAAAUAUCCACUUUCUUCCACUUUUCGCCUGUUUGUUCAAGAUCCUGCCAACCCAUUCAAUGACCUGUGCAGUGACUUCGAUGCGCCCAGCUGGGGCAAAACUCGCCAGGUAGCUAACAUGACUCUUAAAAUGCCAUUGCUCAAAGGACUACACACGGAUCAUCUCUGUACAAGAAAAAAUGUACUAGGAUAUUGUUCUUAAACUACCAAAUGCACCCAAUAACUAGUUAAGAUAUGAAAUGAGUAUGCAAAACAAUCGCUCUAAGACCGGUGUGAUUACAUUGAGAGGUCAUCCAUUUUAAUUAUCAUUAUCAAACAGGAGAUAAUUAUAGCAUGCGGGUAGACACGAACGCUUUUAGACAAGGAGCCUUUAACGAGUACGCCCUGAUGCUAAAUGUGUGUAAAUUUGGUGACAGUUGGUGGUGUCAUUUCAAUUUAAUGGACAUUUCUUUACCUCUGUAAAAACCACAGUGAAACGUUGGAUUUGAGGGGGUAUAUGUCAUAAAUGUCAAUAGAUGGUAGUUAAUAUUGAUAUCUGUACCGCUAGUUUGUAUUUUUUGUACCACUAAUCAUUUUAGUUAUGGUAUCUGGAAUGAAAAUCACUAUU